Plasmopara halstedii is the source of this 729-nucleotide messenger RNA. RefSeq lists its product as uncharacterized. The transcript has a single exon. Lineage: Eukaryota; Oomycota; Peronosporomycetes; Peronosporales; Peronosporaceae. The coding region runs from base 1 to 729 and encodes 242 amino acids. The record is from RefSeq and is a predicted model, not a curated record.
AUGAUCCGACGCUACACAGAAAAUAACAAGUCUAGCUCCUCGAAAGUCGCAUCUUUCUCGGAGCAUUUCGUGCCCUGCUCGGCGGCGGUCCCACUCCCUGUGACGCCACCUGCCGUCAAACGUAGACAAUUACAAGCGCAGCAUCUAGGGCUAGCAGCGGUGGAUGCUGGAUAUUGCUGCCAUGAGCUCACACAACUGCAUCUUGGUGUGGAGUGGCGGAUGGGCCAGCUCGUUGUCGAGGGCGCACGAGAGAACUCGACAGGUCUUCUGCUCUUCGAGCUAGUCGAGAAGCCGCUUUCGCUACACCGUCAGCGUAUGCUCUUAGACACGACUAAGGUGCCCGUGGCCACAAUUCGAAUGAGCACGUUUCGACGUCGUAAAGUAACCUACUCAUUAUACUCGCGCAUUGAGUUAUCUAAGAGACUGAUCAAAUUUACGAUAUCGCGCAACAAGCUCGAAAUGAUAUUUACUGAUAUUAUGACGGGUAAAACUUGUCGCCUCGGCUCAAGCGGCGAUCAAGGCGACAUUGAAAUCUGGUUGCAACGUGGUCUCUCUGCAGAGAUUGUCAAGCAGCCUAUUGCUCACAUGUACCUGGCACCUUCAGGAACGCCGUUAGGAUAUUCGAUAGACAUUGCUGAGGGAGUCGAUGCUGUGAUGGCUCUGCUUGUGUGUAUUGCCCUGCACGACUGUGAACCCAUUUACAGGUGGCGGGCAACGAGUUUUGCCUAA